GAGCCAGUGAGCUCAGCUUCCUGCAUCUUCUCUCCAUCAGUCUCAUCUUAAGAAUCUCUCCAGUUUGUGCAACGUUACUGCCUGCAUCAUGUCUGUGAGCAGUUACCAAGUCAGGUCAUCUGGCCAGAAGGCCAGCAGAAGCAACUAUGGAGGGUUCAGCAGCUCCUCAUUGUCUGGAGCUGGAUUUGGCGGUGGCUUGGUGUCCCAAAGCUCCGUCGUCAACUACGGAAGCGCUGGUGGCUUUGGUGGAAGCGCUGGUGGCUUUGGUGGAAGCGCUGGCGGCUUUGGUGGCAGCGCUGGCUAUGGUGGAAGCGCUGGCUAUGGUGGAAGCGCUGGCUAUGGUGGCAGUGCUGGCUAUGGCGGCGGCGAUGGGCUCCUCUUGGGUGGAGAGAAGCAGACCAUGCAAAACCUGAAUGAUCGUCUGGCAACUUAUCUCGAUAAAGUGCGAGCUCUGGAGUCUGCUAAUGCCGAGCUGGAGAAGAAAAUUAGAGAGUGGUAUGAACAGCACAACUCAACAAACAGCCACCAAAGAGGAGACUACUCCAAGUACUUCAACAUCAUCGAAGAUUUGAGGAGCAAGAUUAUCUCUGCCAGUACAGACAAUGCUAGAGUGGUCCUGCAGAUUGACAAUGCCCGACUGGCUGCUGAUGACUUCAGAAUGAAGUAUGAAAAUGAAUUGACCCUACGCCAAAGUGUGGAGACCGACAUCAACGGACUCCGACGUGUCUUGGAUGAACUGACACUUGGCAGGUCUGACCUUGAACUGCAGAUUGAGUCUUUGACUGAAGAACUGGCUUUCCUCAAAAAGAACCAUCUAGAGGAGAUGAAUUCCAUUAAGGGUGGUACCGGUCAAGUCAGUGUUGAGAUGGAUGCUGCACCAGGAGUGGACAUAACCAAACAUCUGAAUGAAAUGAGAGCCGAGUAUGAACUGCUGGCAGAGAAGAACCGCAAAGAUGCUGAAGCAUGGUUCCUCAAGAAGAGCAGUGAACUGAAAAAGGAAAUUUCCGUUGGUGUACAAGAAGUCCAAACUAGCCGCACUGAGAUCUCAGACCUCAAGCGCACAUUACAAAGUCUUGAAAUAGAACUACAGGCACAAAUGUCCAUGAAAAACUCACUGGAAGGAACAUUAUCAGAGACAGAAGGUCGUUACUGUGUACAACUGAACCAGCUUCAGAUCCAGAUCAGCAGUGUCGAAGAACAGUUGCAGCAAGUCAGAUCAGACAUGGAACGACAGGGGGCAGAAUAUGCAAGACUCUUGGACAUCAAGACCAGACUGGAAAUGGAGAUUCAAACCUACAGACGCCUGCUAGAAGGAGAAAUAGGAAGUUUCACAGUGCAACAAACCAAAUCUCAGACAUCAUCAGUGGACUCCAAAAAAGAUCCCACAAAGAUAAGGAAGGUGAAGAUGAUUGUUGAAGAGAUGGUGGAUGGAAAAGUUGUUUCUUCUGAAGUGAAGGAAACAGAAGAAAAGAUGAGUUAGAUUGGUAACAAUUUAGGUACAAUGAGCUACAGUGGAUGUACAAUGGCUCCAAAACAAAGACUCGCUUAUGAAAUUCAUAUUUCAACUACUUGUGAAAAAGCUACCAUGUGUACCAUUACAUAUAAAGCAUGGCAAUACCAAUAAUGUAAUUUUUCUGUUCUGAUUUGCCAAACACACUAUGCGAUGAACAGGAAAGAGGACAAAGCUAAACCAUUAUGGGGGCAAUGACAAUAUCCAUCAAUCUAGCCUAUGUACCCGUGUUUGUUUCAAUAAAGCAUUACAGUACUUUAUUUCUCUG
Messenger RNA from Rana temporaria (common frog), 1778 nucleotides. RefSeq names its product keratin, type I cytoskeletal 47 kDa-like. NCBI's taxonomy places the organism in Eukaryota, Metazoa, Chordata, Amphibia, Anura, Ranidae. Bases 89 to 1480 code for a protein of 463 amino acids. The transcript has 8 exons. Gene Ontology annotation, molecular function: structural molecule activity. The record is from RefSeq and is a predicted model, not a curated record.